AUGGCGACACGUGGGGCGGUGGCACUGACCAGGUUCCUGCCAUCCCCCCGCAACGGACUGGAGGAGAAUUACUGCCGAAACCCCGACCGGGACAAGCGAGGCCCGUGGUGUUACACCGUCAACCCCAACAUCCGGCACCAGAGCUGCGGCAUCAAGAAGUGCGAGGACGCCGUAUGCAUGACCUGCAACGGGGAGGACUACCCCAUCCGCAUCGCCUUCUGCUUCCACAUCCGCCGCUGCCCCGACGAGUUGGACGCCCAAGAGUGCUACCACGGCCAUGGAGAGCACUACCGCGGCCACGUCAGCAAGACACGCAAGGGUAUCACCUGCCAGCCGUGGGCUGCCCAGGCACCGCAUGUGCCCCAGAUCUCACCAGUGACCCACCCCGAGGCACACCUGGAGGAGAACUACUGCCGCAACCCUGAUAAUGACAGCCAUGGCCCCUGGUGCUACACCAUGGAUCCCCGCACCCCCUUUGACUACUGUGCCAUCAAGCCCUGCUCUGGCAGCAAGGUGCCCUCCAUCCUGGAGAAUGCAGACACGGUGGCGUUCGAGCAGUGCGGCCAGCGGGACGAGAGGGUGCAGCGAAAAGGGCGCAUCGUCGGCGGCCAGCCCGGCAACUCACCCUGGACCGUCAGCAUCCGCAACCGGGCCGGCGUACACUUCUGCGGGGGGUCCCUGGUGAAGGAGCAGUGGGUGAUCAGCACGCGCCAGUGCUUCUCCUCCUGUGAUGCCGACCUGGCGGGCUACAAGGUGCACUGCCUGCCACCCGAGCGCUACGUUGUGCCUGCGGGCACAGUCUGUGAGAUCGCCGGCUGGGGGGAAACCAGAGCAUCCUCCUGUCCACGCCAUUCCCCUGCCUGUGAUCUCCCCUGCCCGCAGUACCCCCUGUGA
Messenger RNA from Charadrius vociferus (killdeer), 894 nucleotides. It is a transcript of the gene MST1, whose product is annotated as macrophage stimulating 1 (hepatocyte growth factor-like). NCBI's taxonomy places the organism in Eukaryota, Metazoa, Chordata, Aves, Charadriiformes, Charadriidae. Gene Ontology annotation, molecular function: serine-type endopeptidase activity; signaling receptor binding. Gene Ontology annotation, biological process: proteolysis. The transcript has 12 exons. The coding region runs from base 1 to 894 and encodes 297 amino acids. The record is from RefSeq and is a predicted model, not a curated record.